Messenger RNA from Durusdinium trenchii, 672 nucleotides. The record is from the annotation of a GenBank genome assembly. Lineage: Eukaryota; Dinophyceae; Suessiales; Symbiodiniaceae.
AUGCCGCAGUGGGAGGUCAUUGGAGGCUCUGGCACGGGAGGCAUCCUAGUGAGACAGGGUCAGGACAACUACCAUUCCGGCAGACUCUUCUUUGGAGGGGCGCAGGUACAGAUUCGGAUGGGGAGAUCGUCAGCUCUUGGCUGCCCUCUCCUGCACUUUGCGGCACAUCUCUUCGCGCCAGAAUCCAAACUUGAGGCCAAGAUAGCCCCUCUUGCAAAGGGCGAAGUGACUAAGGACCUUCGCCCGGAGGCCAUUCGGGGGACUGAUCCCAUCGCCACGUUUCUCAAGGGCACCUUUGGAGGUGCUGCCGUGGCCGCCACGCUGCUGCGGAAGGAGGAUCUCAGCACCGAGCCACAAGUGAACCUGGUCUCCUCCAGCUUCGAGGAGCUCUUCGGCUACUCGAGAGAGGAGUUGACGGGCAAGUCCAUCUUGCGGUUGCUGUCCCUCACAGGAAUGGCUGAUCCGCAGCUGGAAAUAUAUUACAACAUGGCGCUUCAUGGCUUGGGUCUAGCACCCACGACCGGUGUGCAGGUCCCCCUGCGGCGGAAGACAGGUGAACUCGUGGAUGCCUCGGUGACGAUCCAGAAGACCGUGCUACCAGGAGCUCCUGGGCAAGAACUUUUGCUCUUCCAUUUCACUGAUCUCACCAACCACGAGGAGGUCAGUGGAUAG